AUGGAGUACUUUAUGCCCAGAAAUGUUCUGUACAAUGGCAUUGCAACAGCUGAAUCCUACAAAAUUCUUGCACCGAAGGCAAAACAAACACCUAAGGAUAUCAAACUAGCCAAUUACCUAGGAUGGUGCUUUGAAAUGCUAGGAGACUCCUGCAAUAUUGUAGACGAUAUAAUGGAUCAAAGUGAGACAAGACGUAACCAACCCUGUUGGCACAAUGUUGAUGGCAUAGGAUUGAGUGCCAUUAAUGAUGCAUUGUUACUUGAAACAUCAGCAUUGUACAUUCUUAAGAAGCAUUUUGGAAAGUUAGAUUGUUUCCUGCAACUUCUUGAUAUUUUCCACGAUCUGUCCUUCUCCAGCCAACUUGGACAGCAGGCUGAAGCAAGAUCUGCACAAAACGUCAAUAACUUCACUGUGGAAAACUUUGAAUCAAUCGCAAUGAAUCUCAUUACAAACUUUACCGGCUACAUACCCGUUGCUCUUGCUAUGACUCUUGCUGGAUAUCCAAAUUUGGAGCCACUGCAGGAAGCACGUGCCAUCCAUAAGGACCUAGGACUCUUCUAUAUAGUUCAGAAUGACUACAUGGACUGUUUCGGUGAUCCCGAAGUAACAGGGAAAGUGGGAACGGAUAUUCAAGAAGGGAAAUGUCGUUGGUUAUCAUUUGCCUGCAUGGAAGUUGCAACGCCUGAGCAAAAGGCCACAAUGAAGGCUCACUACGGAAAGGAUAGUGCCGAAAGUGUUGCAAUUAUUAAGCAACUCUACAUUGAUUUAAAUCUACCGAAAAUCUACGAUGAAUACACAACAAAGAUUCACGAAAGAUUGAUGAUGAAUAUUGCAAAUUUAUCUGAUGAGGGACUCAGGAAGGUUUUUCUAAAAUUUGCUGAAACUAUUUACUAUGCUAAAAAUAUGAAUUUACCACUUUUUAAGUAAAAUGUUGAAGGAUAAAUAAUAAAUGUUUAUACUAUGUUCACGGGGAAAA
Messenger RNA from Lutzomyia longipalpis, 976 nucleotides. RefSeq names its product farnesyl pyrophosphate synthase-like. NCBI's taxonomy places the organism in Eukaryota, Metazoa, Arthropoda, Insecta, Diptera, Psychodidae. Bases 1 to 927 code for a protein of 308 amino acids. The transcript is spliced from 2 exons. Gene Ontology annotation, biological process: trans, trans-farnesyl diphosphate biosynthetic process. The record is from RefSeq and is a predicted model, not a curated record. Gene Ontology annotation, molecular function: (2E,6E)-farnesyl diphosphate synthase activity; dimethylallyltranstransferase activity. Gene Ontology annotation, cellular component: cytoplasm.